AAGACAAACGUCAGUGUUGAUUGCCACUCAUAUCAGGAAGAGAAGAAAUGUGCCCAAUAAUAGAUGCGGAUUCUUUCACGGAUGAGCAGAUCAAGAAAAUGGACACAGAGACGAUCAAGAGAUACUUGUUCCAAAGUGCCAUGCGGAGCAAGUGGGAAGCAGUUGUUAGAAUCUAUAGGCUCAACAAGAAUGCUCACGGGGCAAUAAUCACCAAGUCAGGUGACACAGCACUACACCUAGCAGUAUCUGACGGCCAAGAAAAACAUGUUAAAGAGCUAGUAGAUCUGAUUGAAGUAAAGGAGCUUGAAAUUCAAAACAAGCAAGGGAAUACCCCUCUCCACAUCGCGGCAUGGAUGGGAAACGAGACAAUGUGUUCGUGCCUUGCCAACGCUCAUCCAUCCUUGGUCACUACUUUUAAUGUAGAUAAUGAGACUCCUCUAUUCUUGGCUGCUGUCUAUGGUAAAAAAGAUGCCUUCUUAUGCAUGCACUACAUUUAUAACCCUACCCCUGGUGAGGUUCCUCGGAAAUGCUACAAUUAUUGUCGGAGGAAUAACGGUGAUACCAUCUUGCAUUGUGCAAUUUCCGGGGACCACUUUGAUUUGGCAUUUCAGAUAAUUCACUUGUAUAAAGAUCUUGUGAAUUUUGUCAAUGCGCAAGGCUUUUCCCCUCUCCAUCUUCUGGCUACCAAGCCUUCUGCCUUCAAAAGCGGGAGCCACCUCAGCCGAUUCCAAGAAAUUAUUUACCACUGUAUAUAUGUUGAUGAGCUCAAGGCGGAGCAAAGGAAACGAUCUAAUGAGCGGAUAAUUAAGACAUUCAAAGAGGAAGAGAAUCCCAAACAUCCAGAAAACUACCAGACAUGCAUCAACUUCCUUAGGUUGUUCAGGAAAGCAAUUCGCCUUGUUACCAAAAACGAAGACAAUCAGAGAGAAGAAACACAAUCAGCAGAGACAGGGAAACCCCAAGCACCUAAUAGUACUCACACGACUAACACCAUCGAUCAGAGAGGAGAGAUAAAAUCAGCAGAUCCAGAGAACCCUAUAGAACCUAAUAAGCAAACUCUCAACACUUCAAAUCCAGGGUCGAAAUCCAAUGGUGAGCAAGGUCAAGGACACAAAAAGUUUCCCGGAAACUACAACACCUGCUUUGAGUUUGUCAAGCUUAUAUCAAAGGCACUGCUGAUUGUUCUUGGCUUAGGGUCUACGGAGAUAAGAAAGACAAGGGAAAAGAAAGAAAAACACAAAUGGUCUGUUCAGAUCAUGACCGAACUCUUAGCACGAGCUGUCAUAUAUGAGUAUGAAGACAGUGGUAUGAUUCCGCACGUCACCGCACCACCUUCCCAGAAAGAAAAAGACAAUGAUGAGACCACACCUUAUAACAUUGCUGAUGGCGGCGCCGUCCUUAUGCCCUCCGAUAGCGCCCUCGAUGUCCCUAUUCCUCAACAGGAGGCUGAGCAGCCAAAGAAUGGUAGAGAAAAAACCCCAGAAGGGUCAAAAUCCACUGUUGAUCAAGGUCAAGGAGACCAAAAGAUUCCCGUAAACUACAACACCUGCUCUGAGUUUGUGAAGCUUUUAUCAAAGGAAAUGCUGAUUGCUCUUGGCUUAGGGUCCUCAGCAGAUAAAAAGACGGAGAAUAUAACCCCAAGCGUAAACACGGAAACGCCAAUACUGAUUGCUGCAAGAAAUGGGGUGACUGAAAUGGUGGACAAGAUCCUUGAACUUUUUCCAGUGGCAAUACACGAUGUGAACAAAGAGAAAAAGAAUAUAGUGUUGCUGGCAGUAGAAUACAGGCAACCCCAUGUGUACAUGCUCUUGCUGAAAAGAAAUAUCCUGAAAGAAAGCGUGUUCAGUAAAGUGGAUCAUGAAGGGAAUAGUGCAUUACAUCUAGCAGGAAAGUUGGGAGAACAUAAGCCUUGGCUAAUUCCUGGAGCUGCGCUGCAAAUGCAAUGGGAAAUCAAAUGGUAUGAGUUUGUAAAAACCUCCAUGCCACUACACUUCUUUGCCCGCCAUAACGAGAAGGGCAGGACAGCAAAGGAAAUCUUCACCGAAACCCACACCACAAUCGUCAAGGCCGGAGGGGAGUGGCUGACCAACACCUCCGAGUCCUGCUCUGUCGUGGCUGCCCUCAUUGCCACCGUUGCCUUCGCCACCUCAACCACCGUCCCCGGCGGCAUCAAAGAAGAAAGCGGAACACCAACCUUAGAAAACCAGCCAGCUUUCGACAUCUUUGCCAUUGCCUCCCUGGUUGCCCUCUGCUUCUCCGUCACGGCCAUGGUCAUGUUCCUAGCCAUCUUAACGUCCCGGUACCAAGAGAAGGACUUCGGUAAGGACCUGCCAAGAAAGCUUUUGGUAGGGCUCACGUCACUGUUCGUGUCAAUAGCUUCCAUGUUGGUUUCGUUUUGUGCCGGACAUUUUUUCGUGCUUAAAGAUAAGCUCAAAUACGCUGCAUUUCCGGUUUACGCAAUCACUUGUUUGCCAGUAACGUUUUUUGCCAUGGCGCAGUUUCCACUGUACGUUGAUCUGAUUUGGGCUACUUAUAAGAAGGUACCACAACGGAGCUACAGGAUAACUCCUCUUUAAUUACAACUUCAAGAGCCGCUAUUUACAUGGGGAGGUAAACUUGAGUUACAAAAACAUGGAUACUUUGAUUUCAAUUUGCAUGUUUUGCUUUAGUUGUCAAUUGGUUGGAAUUUGUGCUUCGUAUACUUUGUUUGACAUUCAUCAGUCAAUUCAGUUUUUAUAUUUUAUUAUUCUUAAGUUGCGUCACGUUUUAAGUCAUUUUGUAAUUUUUUUUUCUACGAGUGGAGUUAUAUUUUCUUUUCCAUUGUCAUGUAAUUUUUUCUUCCUAAUCAUAUGAUUUCUGUAACGUAAGAGGUUGAACAAUUGAGGUUUAUAAGUGAAAUACAGUGAUCUUUGUAUGCUCAUCCACCAAAGCAAGGAUAUACUUUGUUUUACACCGAUUCGUAAAUUAAGGAAGAUAUACCCUCUUCUUUUCUUUUCUUUUCU
Pyrus x bretschneideri (Chinese white pear) is the source of this 3002-nucleotide messenger RNA. RefSeq lists its product as uncharacterized. The coding region runs from base 48 to 2576 and encodes 842 amino acids. The transcript has 9 exons. Lineage: Eukaryota; Viridiplantae; Streptophyta; Magnoliopsida; Rosales; Rosaceae. The record is from RefSeq and is a predicted model, not a curated record. Gene Ontology annotation, molecular function: protein binding.